UCACGAGAUAUUUAUUGGAAUUGUUUGUGACGACGAAGGAGACAAAUUUUGAAUAACAAUUAAAGGAUCCUUAAAGAUAAAAUAUUAGUUUUGCUCAAGAUGGAUAAAAUGAUAAUUAUAAUGUUUUCUCACGGCAUAAAAACUCACUUAGAACAAGAGGAACAAGUGAGUGGACAAUUAAAAUAUCUCUCAACCCGACAUACAGAGUUGGAAUCGAGUUCCAUUGACAGAGUAACAGACGUUGUUACCAAUUUUAUUCGAAACCAAGAGAGUCCAGCAUAUAACGGAAUGUAUAACAUUAAGAUAUUUACUGAAGACAGUAAUUUUGAGAGGCAAAAUAUCCGGCUGUUCGCCACGUUUUACAAUUAUUUUCUUUUGAAUACGAAUUUUUCCACGCAGAAUCUUCUCAGCAACGACAUGAUAUUCGGCAAAAUAGUCGGUUUGUGGCCUACUCUGUCACCUUAUCUCUUCAUACAGAUAAUAUGGCACUUGAAGUGCGAGGACUUGUUGAUUGAAUCGUUUACGCACAUACCAUUGGAUGUAUGUGCAGAAAUCUUGGAGAUAAUAAUCACACACAUACAUGAACUGUCAAUUCGACGAGCUAGACGCCUUAUGUUCCUCCUGAUCUAUAAAAUAUACAAUAAAUGCCUGUGGUUGCAUUUAGGCACUGUGUCAGAACAAAAUGUAAAAAUGCGCGUCGACCAAUUAAUAACGUACUUUGAAGUAAUGCUAGACACGCUUAGCAGUUCCAACUUUGUUACUUUCCGUUCGUCACUCAAGAAAUACUUUCAACAUGGUAUUUUACUGAAGAACAUACUUCACUAUAUCAAGAAAUGUAUGCACAGCCAAAUUAAAAGUUAUUCGGAGAAUCAUAAUCUAGUAAAACUAUUCAGGCUUACGUACGGUAAGUUCAAUGGCUGUAUGAAUUGUUAUCACAAGCUUCCUGCCAACGAAGUAAAAUCCAUUAUAACAAGAUUAAACCAGAAGCUGAUCGCUUGGCUUCUGAAUCAGAUCAAGGACGUUGAAUAUUCUGAAUUCAUAGCCUGGGGAAACGUUAAUGAUAAUGAAAACACUAUGAUGUCGCUGCAACGUGCUAUUAUCUUGGAAUACCACUGUUUUAUGGAGUUUAUGAAGCAGAAUAAAUUUUUGACGAUAAACGAAGAUUUGCCUCGUUAUCUGGAGAGAUUUGUAUGUCCAAGAAAACCCGAAGAGUCUAUCUUAACUCUUCGAGAACUCUGUCACGAGAUCGCCAGAGGCAAACGGUACGGUGUGAAAGAAUUGAUUAAACGUUAUAAAGAGUGGGACCUGUCUAUAUUGAAUUUUAUCAACGAAAACGAAAGAAUAGAAUCUUUUAGAAUUAAUGAAAUUUAUGUUGUACUUGAAUAUCUUCAUUAUUCAUUCACAUAUCUGCAUACAAGGACAGAAAAGUAUCGGACGUACGUGUCGGUAUUGAAAAUAUUAAUUCAGCUAACAGUGAAGGACAUGCAUAGUACUGUACAAAAUUAUGUGGAGCAGCACUUUGAUGACAAUCCUUUAGAAAAUCUGUACGAUGAAAGAUGUUUCGUGGAAUUCGUAGAGAAUAUUUCGAGAAAUGAAACUAUUGACAUCGAUGAUUCGGUUAUAACUCAAGAAUUGCGUACUUUAUUGAUAUUUAUUCUGUUAAACCCGAAGGAUGUUUUAAGUAAAUGUGUGAUGUAUGAAAUAGCCAAUGAAUUCUCCGAUUUUAUGUUCCGGGCCAACAUGUCAUUAAUGCGAUCGUAUUACUGUCUGACGUGGAAACAGAACAAUCUGCUGGUGUAUAUACUGAAGGACAUACUUUUCCAACAGCGCGUAGUAUUGUGUGAUCGUUUUAAAGAUUUUCUGGAGAGAGCGAUGGACUUACAGAUGAUAACUGCGGACGAUAUACUUAACGAACUUUAUGUUAAUUACCUAGUUAGUAAUGAUUGCAAGCUGAACACCAUGUAUGUUAUAUUACAACAUGUGUUCACUAUCGUGUAUAGACAACUUUACUCGUUCAGAACUCAAUUUGAACCGCUAAUAACAGCAUUGCUGAGAACGCUGUCACAUUUAAGGAGAUGCAACAAAACGUUUCCAAGAAUCAUGUUAAUUAAUCAGAUAGAGCUUAUAAAUAAAAUACUGGAGCAUUUGUACUUAUUGAAAGUAUUGACAGAUGAGCAGCGCUAUAUAAUGCACUUAAACGGCGUGGAGCCGCUUGAGAUGAAUAAGAUAUGGCCUACUAUGACUGCGUUGGAAAUAAUCGAGCAAUACGAGGCACGUUGCAAUAAAGUUUAUAAACAAUUGCGCAAGGACCCGCGAUGCCAUCCUAAAUUGCGCAAAUAUGUGCAAUCCUUCAAGCUCGAUAAAGAGGCUAUUAUACGUCACAUAAUAAUGAACGCCAUGGACGCGGAAUAUGUGGAUUAUGCGGGUAGAUUUACAUUGAUAUUCUUUUCCCAGUUGGGCUGGGCCAACGAGAAGAUAGCUUUUGAAAACGUGAUGCGUAUCACAGCUGAGACGUCGCUAAUUGCACUGAUGUACAUAGAAACGUUUUCCAAAAACACAUUUCUUGUGUUGAUAAUUAAUAUGAUAAUAUUUGCCGAAUACAUCGAACCCUACUUCAUGCUCAUCGACCGAGAGCUAGUCCGCCGCAUACUGCUGGAGACUCUGUCCUCCAUGAAUCAUGUUGUUAGCAGGACGCGCUAUGGUUUUAUGUACAAUCACCUGCUCAAGCAUAUUCAAAAAGAAGAUCUAUCUUCACCGAGAGCGAAGUACUUCGUCGAGAUUACCAAUUGGACGUUUUUAUUCUUGCAAACAUUCAUUCCUCGGACUUUGCCCCUAGACACAGAUUGCACUUGUGAUAAAAAUUCGUAUUGUCAACAUCACAGUUUCCUCAUUGAAAACAACUUCGCAGCGAAGUAUGACGCACACAUGUUCAUAACUGAAUGCCUCAAGUUACCCAUCACAUUAUCGACUACUGAGAUAUAUCGUUGCUUUGAUCGACUAUUACGUAAUUUAUGCUCGGAGUAAUAAAGUUAAUUUCGAUAAAGUAUGGAAAAAUAUCUGCGUAUACCGUAUUUUGGGAUAAUUUAUAAGGUAGAACAUUAUUGUCUUUUUUUACAAUGUUUUAAUCAAAAUAUAUCUUAUUUUCUUUUAUGUACUAAUUAUAUCUUAAUAAAAGCAUUUUGUAAUGAUGAUUAA
This is a messenger RNA of Wasmannia auropunctata (little fire ant), 3195 nucleotides long. RefSeq lists its product as uncharacterized. Bases 100 to 3024 code for a protein of 974 amino acids. The transcript is spliced from 5 exons. Lineage: Eukaryota; Metazoa; Arthropoda; Insecta; Hymenoptera; Formicidae. The record is from RefSeq and is a predicted model, not a curated record.